AUGGCGAACUACCGAGACUUGGCUUAUCAUGGCUAUUCAAUUUGGCUUUUCACUAGAAGCGACCUCAAAACCAUCAUUGGUCCUACUACAGCGUUUGGAAUUUUCAAUGGUCUAGCUGCCUCAGCCUAUGGUCUUCAUUCCCCGCAUGUGCACACAUCAACUAUCCUCAAGAGAGUUCCCAUGGUCACAUUUUGGGUCUGGAUCAAUCUUCUGCCACACGCAAUUGAUAACCAACUCUCACAAAAAGCAAUCUCUGAGGACGCUUACAACAAACCCUGGAGAACUUUGCCUUCCAAACGCAUGACGCCAAAACAAGCUAGCGCCUUACGCCUCCCUCUUUUCACUUUUGCGCUCCUUAGUAGCUGGAAUUUUGGGGGCGUACGUCAAUGUAUCGUUCUGGCCUGCCUUGCAAGGUGGUACAAUCACAUGGGUGGGGGUGACAUCAAUGCAAUAGUACGGAAUUUUAUCAACAGCGUUGGAUAUAUAUGUUUUACCUCUGGCUCCCUUGAAGCUAUCCUCGGCAAUAUUCGACUGCCUGAUCAGUCUCUUCCAUGGUUCUUGGUGUUGGGAAUGGUGGUUUUUAGUACCGUUCAAACACAGGAUUUCUCGGAUAGCAUUGGAGACAGUGUCCGAGGCAGAAAGACGUUACCAUUGCAAAUUGGAGAUCGUCGUGCAAGGAUCUUGACAGCGACUCUAAUGAUAUUCUGGUCGUGUUUCUGCACGUGGUUUUGGGGCCAUCGAGGGCUGGUCGGAGGAGUUCCUCUUGUGGUGUUAGGAUGUUACAUCGCUUACCGGCUAAUGGGAAAACGUAGUAUUGCUCAAGAUAA
Molecule: messenger RNA, 827 nt
Organism: Hymenoscyphus albidus
Lineage: Eukaryota; Fungi; Ascomycota; Leotiomycetes; Helotiales; Helotiaceae
Source: the annotation of a GenBank genome assembly